Messenger RNA from Prunus persica (peach), 639 nucleotides. RefSeq lists its product as uncharacterized. NCBI's taxonomy places the organism in Eukaryota, Viridiplantae, Streptophyta, Magnoliopsida, Rosales, Rosaceae. Bases 40 to 471 code for a protein of 143 amino acids. The record is from RefSeq and is a predicted model, not a curated record. The transcript has a single exon.
UCACCUCUCUCCCCGUCACCUCAAAAACCAAACGCCAAAAUGCGAAACGUCUUCUUCUCCAAACCCAAAUUCAACUCAACAAUGGCUUCCGAUUCGAUCUACACCUGCACGGAGUGCGGGGCAAACCUGAACCUGAGCGCCUCCUAUCUCUACCCACCGGACUUCUUCUUCGAGGCCGGCAACAAGGGAACGCUGUCGUUUUCGUGGGUCGACGGCACCAAGUUCAGGUUCGAGAAGGAGGACAAGAUCAGGCCCUUUUUCGAAACCAGAAACUACUGGGGCAUCCAGAGGACCAGGACCAAGAUCAAGUGCAACGGCUGCGGGCGGCUUGUCGGGCAUAUCUACGAUGAUGGCACCCCCAUGACUGACAGUCCAGGUCAGCUCCACAUGGGGCCCAGCCAGGUCAUUCCCAGAGCUGCUAGAUAUAGAUUCAAGACCAAGGCCCUUCGUGUUUCAUCGUCUGGGACUUAGUUGGAAUUCUGAGAAUUGUUUCUGUAAUGUUUGAAGUUGUUUUUCUUUAACAUACUGUGAAGGGUCUUUUGUGUUUUUGAUUCUGUUGAUUCUAUAUACUUUGUCUUGUGGUUGAAGAAGAUCGUCUUAAAUUUGUAAUUAAUCUGAAGUCUGAAAAUUUUGAUAUAA